Molecule: messenger RNA, 2523 nt
Organism: Pipistrellus nathusii (Nathusius's pipistrelle)
Lineage: Eukaryota; Metazoa; Chordata; Mammalia; Chiroptera; Vespertilionidae
Source: the annotation of a GenBank genome assembly
AUGGUGGUGGGGCUGGGAACCUGGAGCCUGGCCAGAGCUGCUCUGAUCAUCCUGCUGCUCCCCAGAAGCCUGGAGCAGUGCGGGCGCAUCAGCGUCUCAGCCCCCAUCGUCCGCCUGGGAGACGCCAUCACGGCCUCCUGCGUCAUCAACAGGACCACCUGCGGCCACCUGGAUCCAGAGUCCCAGAUUGUGUGGAGAUUGGGCACAGAGCUUCAGCCCGGGGGGAGGCAGCAGCGCUUGCCCGAUGGGACCCUGGAAUCCACCAUCACCUUGCCCCACCUCAACGACCCUCGGGCCCUUCUCUCCUGCUGUCUGAGCUGGGGCAGCAGCCUGCAGAUCCUGGACCAGGCUGAGAUGCAGGCAGGCUACCCGCCAGCCGCACCCCACAACCUGUCCUGCCUCAUGAACCUCACCACCGAGAGCCUCAACUGCCAGUGGGAGCCAGGACGUGACACCCACCUGACUACCAACUUCACCCUAAAAAGCUUCAAGAGCCGGGGCAACUGCCAGGACCAGGAGGAAGCCAUCCCUGACUGCGUGCCUGAGGGCGGGCAGAGCCGCUGCUCCAUCCCACGCAGACACCUGCAGCUCUACCAGAGCAUGGGCAUCUGGGUGCAGGCGGAGAACGUGCUGGGGACCAGCGUGUCCCCGCAGCUGUGCCUGGAUCCCAUGGACGUUGUAAAACUGGAGCCCCCCACCCUGUGGGCCCUGGACCCCAGCCCUGAGGUGGCUCCACUCCAGCCAGGCUGCCUACAGUUGCACUGGGAGUCAUGGAAGCCAACCCUGUACAUAGACCAGAAGUGUGAGCUGCGCCACCAGCCUCAGCCUGGGGGAGCCAGCUGGACCCUGGUGGGCCCCCUGCCCUCCAAGACCCUUCAUCAUGAGCUCUGCGGGCUCCUCCCAUCCACCACCUACACCCUGCAGAUGCGCUGCACCCGCUGGCCCCUGCCCGGCCACUGGAGUGACUGGAGCCCCGGCCUGGAACUGACCAGCACGCAACGGGUCCCCAACGUCAGGCUGGACACGUGGUGGCGGCAGAGGCAGCUGGACCGCAGGACAGUGGACACGCAGCUAUUCUGGAAGCCAAUGCCCCUGGAGGAAGACAGCGGGCAGAUCCAAGGGUACCUGGUCUCCUGGAGAGCCUCGGGCCAGGCUGGGGCAAUCCCGCCCCUCUGCAACACCACCGAGCUAAACUGCACCUUCCACUUGCCUCCAGAAGUCCAGGAGGUGGUCCUCGUGGCCUAUAACCCCGCCGGGACCUCCCCCCCGACCCCAGUGGUCUUCUUGGAGAGCACAGGCCCACCCCUGGGCAGACUCCACACCGUGGCCCGAGACCCUCACAACCUCUGGGUGGGCUGGGAACCCCCCAGCCCUCCGCCUCGGGGCUAUGUGAUUGAAUGGGGCCCUGGGCCCCCCAGCCCCAGCGGCAGCCAGAUGACUUGGAAAAUGGAGCAUAAUGGAAGCAUUGCAGGGACCCUGCUACAAGAGAACAUCCGGCCCUUUCAGCUCUACGAGAUCACCGUGACCGCCCUGUACCAGGACACCACGGGACCCUCCCAGCACAUCUACGCCUACUCCCAAGAGACGGCCCCCUCCUACACCCCAGAGCUGCAUCUAAAGCACAUUGGCAAGACCUGGGCCCAGCUGGAGUGGUUGCCCCCAGCCCCUGAGCUGGGGAGGAGCCCUCUUUCCCACUACACCAUCUUCUGGACCAAUGCUCAGGGCCAGUCCUUCUCCGCCGUCCUUAAUGCUUCUGUCCACGAGUUUGUCCUCCCCGGCCUGGAGCCUGCCAGCUUGUACCACGUCCACCUCAUGGCUGCCAGCCGGGUGGGGGCCACCAACAGUACAAGCCUCACCCUGAUGACCUUGGCCCCAGGGGACUUCGAGCUGCACAUCUUCUUGGGCCUGUCCGGCCUCCUGCUCUCGCUCAUCUGCCUCUGCUGGGCUGCCCGGUUCUGCUGCCGACCCAGCAGGAAGAAUUCCUUCUGGCCGAGUGUCCCAGACCCAGCCCACAGCAGCCUGGGCUCCUGGGUGCCUAGCGCCCCCACGGAGGAGAUCUACCAGCUGCCCAGCCUUUGGGACACCAGCAUGCCACCCAUCACCAAGAUCACGGUGCUGGAGGAGGAGGAAAAGAAGCCAGGGCCCUGGGAGGCCCAGGAGAGCUCAGGAACCUGUGGCCUUCCCGCCCUGGUCCAGGCCUAUGUGCUCCAGGGGGACCCAAGAGCAUCUACUAUCCAGCCCCAGGCCCAGUCAGGCAACAGCGACCAGGUCCUUUACGGGAAAGUGAUGGGCAGCCCCACCGGCUCGGGACCAGUGGACUACAUCCGCUGCGACUCCACUCAGCCCCUCUUGGGAGGCCUCACCCCGAGCCCCAAGAUCUAUGAGAAUAUCUGGUUCCAGACCAGCCCCCUAAGGUCCCCGGAGCCUCUAGUCCCCAACCAGGAGGAUGACUGCGUCUUUGGGCCACUGCUUGACUUCCCCCUCCUGCAGGGGCUCCAGGUCCAUGGGGUAGAAAGCUUCUAG